Molecule: messenger RNA, 2733 nt
Organism: Closterium sp. Naga37s-1
Lineage: Eukaryota; Viridiplantae; Streptophyta; Zygnematophyceae; Desmidiales; Closteriaceae
Source: the annotation of a GenBank genome assembly
AUGCCAUCGUCGCGAGCUGCCAUCGCUCUGUCGUCACAGGAUGUAAUAGCAUCCAUUCCCUUCCCAACAAUCCCUAGUGGUCAUCGCCGCGUCGAGGCAACACCACCGCAGCCUUCCUCCGCGCCUCUCUCUCCCCCUCCCCCCCGAUGGACGCCAUAUCCCGUCCGCCCGCCGCCCCCCUCUCCGCGCGCCGAUGGGUGGUGGGGCACAAGAAGUGGGCUCCCCCUGCCGCCGCCCCCCCGCCUGCUUCCGCGUCCUUCGCCUCCUCUCUCGCCGACUCCUUCCUUCCAUCGCACGUUCCCUCCCACUCGUCGCACGUCCCGUCGCACCCGUCGCUCGCCUCGUCGCACCCGUCGCACGGCGGCAGCUGGGCCAACGGGAGCGUCGUGGAUGGGAGCUGCGGGUUUGAGGGGUCGCAACGAGGGCGCGCGGAGGAAGGCUGGUCGGGCGCGCGCAACAUCGGCGCGCGGCAUGACGGGGAUGCAGCGGUGCCGGGGGGAGCGCAAGCGGAUUCUGGGUGGCGGAAGCGGAAAAGGUAUUGCACGUGUUACCUGUCUUGUCGCGCUGCUGUCCUCGUGUGUGUCGCAAGCUGCUCGCGACGGAGAUUGCUCAUUGUUACUUCACCCAAUUAACGCCAUUCCUCGUUCCGUUCUUCUCACUCCACUCUCGCCCAUUCCCUCCGCUGCCCCCUUCUCUUCUCCCGUUUCUCCCCCUUCCCCUUCCCUCCGCCUCGUUUCGUGUUUUCUUCCCAACCCCAACCUUCCCACCCCCUCUUUCCCCCACUCUGCCCCCCUUUCCCCUCGCCUCCUGCCUCCCUUCCCCCCCGCUGCCUCCCCUUCCCCCCCGCUGCCUCCCCUUCCCCCCCGCUGCCUCCCCUUCCCCGCCCUGCCUCCCCUUCCCUCCCCCUGCCCCCCUCCCCCCCCUUCUCUCCCGGUUCCCGCCCCCGCCCCCCCCUCCCCUGCGAGCAGCCAUCUAUCCGACACUGCCGACGACUCCGCCUGUCUGACGGCAUCGCAUGGCUUUCACGCCCCCUCCUCCGCCGUGCCGCACGCCGCCGUCGCGCAUCCCGCCACCUCCCCCCCCGCGCACGCCACCCGUUGGGAUGUGCCUCUUUUCUCCGCCAAGCGCGCAUGCCUCGCGGCGGUCCCACACAGGCCCGCGGAAGGCGCGGCAUGGGCGGAGAGGCCAGGCGCGUGGGGGGAAGGGCCAGCGGCUUUCCAGGCGCAAGGUCGGGAAGCCGCUGCGGCGGCGGCGGCGGCGGCGGGGAAGGCGGAGGGCAGAGGCGUCGCGUGGCGGGCGCUGAGCGCGUCGUCGGUGGACUUCGCGCCGCAGCCCUUCCAGCCAAUCACAGAGUCGGAUCUGCUUUUGAAAGCGUCGGGCAGCGGAGCGCCGCUUGCGUUCGCCGUGGGCGCGGCGGCGGGCGCGCACGGCGACGGGCGCGGGGGGCUCCACCAUCCCUCUUCCUCCGCGCGCAGCAUCGGCGCUUCAAUGGAGAGCGGCGCGCGCACGCGGCGGGUGGUAUGCGCGCGGGGCAGGAAGCGGCGGGGAGCGGGGGGGGAUCCGGGACAGCAGGUCGCGAUGGCGCGGCGAGCGGGCGACGCAGGCGCUCUUAUCGAGGCGGGCGGAUGGGCGGCGGCGCAAGGGGAAGGGGAGCAGAGCUCGUGUGCGUAUGGGGGGGAAAGGGACGAUGCGGAGGACGGGGCGAGAGGGGAGGAGGAAGCGGAGAGGAGGGAAGGAGGAGGAGGAGUCGGCGCAGAGAGCGCUGCGCAACCGAGGCGGCGGAGACGGAAGGUGGGGCUAGUGGGGGUAGCGGAAGAGGGGGAGGUGGCGGAGGAGAGGGAUGGGGUUGCGGCGGCUGCGGAGCUGUCGUCCCUUCGUGGCGCGUCGUCCGCCGCGGGUGCGGCGGCAGCGCUAGGGAGCACCGCGAGGCGGCCUCCCCACGCGCAUGCGCCUGUGCUGGCAGGAUGUGGGGCGGUGGCCGGCGGGAGGGCGGGGAGUGCGAGCGUGGAGGGCGCUCGGCGCGCAGACGGUGCUGUGAGCGCAAACGCGUGUGCGCCGUCGUCCCCGGAGUGCCGCGCGCCCGAGGGAAGCAGCGGGGACAGCAGCGCGUGUGAGCGGGAGAGCACGGGGAGCGAGCAGCGUGCAGGGCGGAGGCGGAGCGCGCGAGUGCUGCAGGAGACUGUGAACGGCGCGCGCAACGAGGGGCUGCGGGACGAGGAAAGGGGGGACACGCGGCAGCGGCAGCGGCAUAGACCAAACGGAACGGUAGCGGGAGCGGGUGGCACGGGGGGAACGUGGGGAGGGGCGGGAGAGGAGGCGGAGGAGUUGGAGGCGGAGAUGAGGCGGCGGUUCAGCGUGGUGGUGCAGUCGCAGGUGGGGGGGGGCGAGGAGGAGGACGGACCGCUGGAAGGGGAGGCCGAUAGGUGCAUGUCCGACCACGUAGGGGCGGCCAAGUUUGUCCUCUCCUCUGGCCGAACGCUAUCAGCGGUCAACUUGUGCUCAUGCCUGCCCCUCCUCGGCCCCCCUCUCACCCUCGCCCUGCCUUGUCUGCAUCCCCUCUCGUUCCCCUUGUUGCUCUGUGUGCUCUGUGUUCCUCUGUGCUCCUCUGUGCUCCCCUGUGUUCCGCUGUGCCGCACUCUACUGCUGCAUGCAUCAGAGGGACUGCCAGCGCCCAAGAAAAAGCCGACCAUAGACGAUGAGUUUGAGCAGUACUUUGCGCAGCUGCUCCUCUAG